Molecule: messenger RNA, 888 nt
Organism: Glycine soja
Lineage: Eukaryota; Viridiplantae; Streptophyta; Magnoliopsida; Fabales; Fabaceae
Product: HVA22-like protein a
Exons: 5
Coding region: 169-666 (165 amino acids)
Source: RefSeq, a predicted model, not a curated record
AACGGUGAGAUUGGAUUCACCAGAAGCACAUAAAUCUCUCUCUUUCACUUGGUUGCUUCGUUCCCUCACAGACAACCUGUGUCAAAUCCUAAGUACACUCUCCAACCAACAACAACACAGCCUUAGUUUCAUUCACUUAACACUCCUUUUAAGAGAGAAGGAUCAAACAUGGGAGCUGGAAGUUUCCUCAAGGUGGUUCUAAAAAAUUUUGAUGUUCUUGCUGGGCCUGUGCUUAGUCUUGCCUAUCCUCUAUAUGCCUCAGUUAGGGCAAUUGAGAGCAAGUCUCCUGUUGAUGACCAGCAAUGGCUCACUUAUUGGGUUCUCUAUUCCUUGAUCACCCUCUUUGAACUUACUUUUGCCAAAGUUCUUGAAUGGAUUCCUAUAUGGCCAUAUGCAAAGCUGAUCCUCACCAGCUGGUUGGUCAUUCCUUACUUCAGCGGUGCGGCCUAUGUUUACGAGCACUAUGUUAGACCUUUCUUUGUCAAUUCUCAGAAUGUUAACAUCUGGUAUGUCCCUAGCAAAAAGGACUCCUCGGGCAAGCCAGAGGACGUUCUCACUGCCGCAGAGAAGUACAUCAAAGAGCAUGGGACUGAAGCAUUUGAGAAUCUGCUUGACAGGGCUGGUAAAUCUAGGAAAAGUAGCAGGCAUGCAAAUGGAAGCUAUUGAAUGCAAUCUGGUAGCUUAGUUUUUGUCAUGUUUGGGAUAAAGGAGUGCAUGUACAUGAUGUUUUGGCUUAACUUUUGUUAGUGUGUAAUUAUAUCAGGCUCUCUCUUUGUCUCAAGGAUAUACAACUAUGGUAUGUGCCAAAUUAUCAUAUAUAGAAUUAUAGAAUAUAGAUAAUAUAUAAUGGAGGUACAAUACAAAUCAGUUUGUUGACUUUUUUGUUUU